CUCUAGAAGUGACUGGGGUCAGCCGUCAAGCAGACAGCCGAGCGAGGAGGCGGUGGGCCAUCCUGCUCCCUCCAAGGAAGGAGGGGACCGCUUUCCUGUCUCCCAGAACCUGCAGUCUGCCCAGGCCGGUGAGGGGGAAGCUGAGGAGCUGCGCCGUGGACGCUCCACCCGGUGCCGCCACCGCCACCGCCGCGGCUGCCAUGAUGGAUCGGAAGUGAGCCUCUGGGCGAGGCUGCCGGCGCCGGCGCUUCCAGUCUCCGUCCUCCACCGCCCCCUCCGGGGAAAGUGCGACCCCGGGGACUGAUUCUCUCGACCUUCGCGACCCUAGACCCUCAGCCCGGGCCUGCUUCCUCCCGGACUGAGCGGCAGGGAGUGGCUCCCGGCCUCCGGCCCCGGCAGCGAGGAAGAUGGCGGACCCGGCAGAGUGCAACAUCAAAGUGAUGUGUCGCUUCAGACCUCUCAACGAGUCUGAAGUGAACCGCGGCGAUAAGUACAUCGCCAAGUUUCAGGGAGAAGACACGGUCAUGAUCGCGACCAAGCCUUAUGCAUUUGACCGAGUAUUCCAGUCAAACACAUCGCAAGAGCAAGUGUAUAAUGACUGUGCAAAGAAGAUUGUUAAAGAUGUACUUGAGGGAUACAACGGAACAAUAUUUGCAUAUGGACAGACAUCGUCUGGGAAGACACACACAAUGGAGGGAAAACUUCAUGAUCCAGAAGGCAUGGGAAUUAUUCCAAGAAUAGUGCAAGAUAUUUUUAAUUAUAUUUAUUCCAUGGAUGAAAAUUUGGAAUUUCAUAUUAAGGUUUCAUAUUUUGAAAUUUAUUUGGAUAAGAUAAGGGACCUAUUAGAUGUUUCAAAGACCAACCUUUCAGUUCAUGAAGAUAAAAAUCGCGUUCCCUAUGUAAAGGGUUGCACAGAGCGUUUUGUAUGUAGUCCAGAUGAAGUUAUGGAUACCAUAGAUGAAGGAAAAUCCAACAGACAUGUAGCAGUUACAAAUAUGAAUGAACAUAGCUCUAGAAGUCACAGUAUAUUUCUUAUUAAUGUAAAACAAGAGAACACACAAACGGAGCAAAAGCUGAGUGGAAAACUUUAUCUGGUUGAUUUAGCGGGUAGUGAAAAGGUUAGUAAAACUGGAGCUGAAGGUGCUGUGCUGGAUGAAGCUAAGAACAUCAACAAGUCACUUUCUGCUCUUGGAAAUGUUAUUUCUGCUUUGGCUGAGGGUAGUACGUAUGUUCCAUAUCGAGAUAGUAAAAUGACAAGAAUCCUUCAAGAUUCAUUAGGUGGGAACUGUAGAACCACUAUUGUAAUUUGCUGCUCUCCAUCAUCAUACAAUGAAUCUGAAACAAAAUCGACACUCCUUUUUGGCCAAAGGGCCAAAACAAUUAAGAAUACAGUUUGUGUCAAUGUAGAAUUAACUGCAGAACAGUGGAAAAAGAAGUAUGAAAGAGAAAAAGAAAAAAAUAAGACCCUCCGUAACACCAUUCAGUGGCUUGAAAACGAACUCAACCGAUGGCGAAAUGGAGAGACAGUACCUAUUGAUGAGCAAUUUGACAAAGAGAAAGCCAACUUGGAAGCUUUCACAGUGGAUAAAGAUAUUGUUAUUACCAAUGAUAAACCAGCAGCCACAAUUGGAGUUACUGGACACUUUACUGAUGCCGAAAGAAGAAAGUGUGAAGAAGAAAUUGCUAAAUUGUACAAACAACUUGAUGACAAGGAUGAGGAAAUUAAUCAACAGAGCCAGUUGGUAGAGAAAUUGAAGACACAAAUGUUGGAUCAGGAAGAGCUUCUGGCAUCUACCAGAAGGGAUCAAGACAAUAUGCAAGCUGAACUGAAUCGCCUUCAAGCAGAAAACGAUGCCUCUAAAGAAGAAGUAAAGGAAGUUUUACAAGCCUUAGAGGAACUUGCUGUCAAUUAUGAUCAAAAGUCUCAGGAAGUUGAAGACAAAACUAAGGAAUAUGAAUUGCUUAGUGAUGAACUGAAUCAGAAAUCAGCAACUUUAGCAAGUAUAGAUGCUGAGCUUCAGAAACUCAAGGAAAUGACUAACCACCAGAAAAAACGAGCAGCUGAGAUGAUGGCAUCUUUACUAAAAGACCUUGCAGAAAUAGGAAUUGCUGUAGGAAAUAAUGACGUAAAGCAGCCUGAGGGAACUGGCAUGAUAGAUGAAGAGUUCACCGUUGCAAGGCUCUACAUUAGCAAAAUGAAGUCAGAAGUAAAAACAAUGGUAAAACGUUGCAAACAAUUAGAAAGCACACAAACUGAGAGUAACCAAAAAAUGGAAGAAAAUGAAAAGGAGUUAGCAGCAUGCCAGCUUCGUAUCUCGCAACAUGAAGCCAAAAUUAAAUCAUUGACUGAAUACCUUCAAAAUGUGGAACAAAAGAAAAGACUGCUGGAGGAAUCUGUUGAUUCCCUCAGUGAAGAACUAGUCCAGCUUCGAGCACAAGAGAAAAUGCAUGAAAUGGAAAAAGAGCACUUAAAUAAGGUUCAGACUGCAAAUGAAGUUAAGCAAGCUGUUGAACAGCAGAUCCAAAGCCACAGAGAAACUCAUCAGAAACAAAUUAGUAGCUUGAGAGAUGAAGUUGAGGCAAAAGAAAAACUUAUUACUGAUCUUCAAGACCAAAACCAGAAAAUGAUGUUAGAACAGGAACGCCUGAGAGUAGAACAUGAGAAGUUGAAAACUACAGAUCAGGAAAAGAGCAAAAAACUACAUGAACUUACGAUUAUGCAAGAUAGACGAGAACAGGCAAGACAAGACUUGAAGGGUUUGGAAGAGACAGUGGCAAAAGAACUUCAGACUUUACACAACCUGCGGAAGCUCUUUGUUCAGGAUCUAGCCACCAGAGUUAAAAAGAGUGCAGAGAUCGAUUCUGAUGACACUGGAGGCAGUGCUGCUCAGAAGCAAAAAAUCUCUUUUCUUGAAAAUAAUCUUGAACAACUCACUAAAGUCCAUAAACAGUUGGUACGUGAUAAUGCAGAUCUUCGCUGUGAACUUCCUAAGUUGGAAAAGCGACUGAGAGCCACAGCUGAGAGAGUGAAAGCUCUGGAGUCAGCACUGAAAGAAGCCAAAGAAAAUGCAUCUCGUGAUCGCAAACGUUAUCAACAAGAAGUAGAUCGUAUAAAGGAAGCAGUCAGGUCAAAGAAUAUGGCCAGAAGAGGGCAUUCUGCACAAAUUGCUAAGCCUAUUCGUCCUGGGCAACAUCCAGCAGCUUCUCCAACUCAUCCAAGUGCAAUUCGUGGAGGAGGUGCAUUUACUCAGAACAGCCAGCCUGUGGUAAUACGAGGAGGAGGCAAACAAGUAUAAGCAUGACACAUUACCUACAGGUGUUGUGAGUAAUUGAAGUAUGAAGAAGACAUAAUAUCAAGCAGAGUCAUUCAGUAACUAUAAAAUUUACCCCUGGGAAUUAUAGAAUUACAGCAAUUUUAAAUGUAUAAAUUAUACCUGGCCUGUACAGCUGUUUUCUGCCUACUUUUCUUGUAAACUCUGCUGCUUCCCAACAAAACUUAGAGUGCAAUUUUGGCUUCUUAAGAGGGAAAAAUGACAGUUUACAACUGUGGCCCUAUUUAUUACACAAUUUGUCUUUUGUGUCUUGCAUUUAGUCUUCACUGUGCCAAUCUAACUGUAUCAUAAGAUUAUGCUUUUUGUACUUGUUUCUUUAUGUGUGGUUUUAAUCUCAAAUUACUUAGCUGCUGUUACUUUUCUUUUUUUUCUUAUUAAAGUAUCUUCCUUAUUUUAGGGGAAAAUGUAAACACAUUUAGAUUAAACUUCUUAAAUUUUACCACUUACAACACUACAUGCCCACACAAUAUAUCAGGUCAAUACUACAAAUGAUUUCAGAGUCAAAUUUAUUUGUAUCUUUUCUGAUGUUUGCUUCUAAAAACUACUGUUUGAGCACUGAAACCAUAAAACUGUCUUAGUAGUCAUUUGAGACUGAGUAAGGCUACUUAAUUGUUAUUUCAUGAAAUUCCUGUUGCUGAAUUUUCUUGAAUAGAAAUAUUUUACAAUAUCAAAAACAAAUACCAGUUUUCAAAAGAGUUUGGAGAUGGAAUUAUAUUUGCCUUUUUUUCAAUUCUAUAAUCAACAUAGCUUGAUGGAAUGAACAUUUCCUGCUUCAGAUUUUGGAGAAUCCACAGAGUCUGGGGAUCGGCCAUGGCCCAACACCCUGAGGCCACAGACAAGUGCGUGUGGCCCCACAGUUGCAGCCCAGCAUCCCAGGAUGUACAAGCCUGAUGCUACCCAGCAAGCCUGAACCUGAGCCCCUUACAACUAUCCCACUGACUUUGAUGGGGCUCACCUGGCCCCACCACCAUGAUCUGACUCUCCUGGAUGCACCAGCUGGCCAUCACGACCCAGCAUGCCUGACCUAGUGCCCCUUGGACAACCAUCCUUACAUCCUUGCACCAGGCCACACUGUCAUUACUACCUGGCGCCCCUGGAAGACCCAACCUUGCUGUGCCUCUGGUGGACCUGCUGCUGUGACCUAACAUGCCUGAUCUGGUGCACUAGAAGACUGGACCUACUAAUUGGGGAGACAAAGAAAUAAUCCCCAAGAAAAGGAGGAAUCAACACAAGGAACUAAAUGAAGUGGAGGCAAUUUAUCAGAUACAGAGGUCAAGGUAAUAGCCUGAUGCUACCCAGCGAGCCUGAACCUGUGCCCCUGACAGCUAUCCCACUGACUUUGAUGGGGCUCACAAAUUAAAACUUCAAGCAACUUAAUGAGAACUAUAAGGAACUCAGCAGGAAAUUCAUAAGCAUGAAAAAGUAUGUAGAAGCCAUGAAUAAGACUCAAUUUGAAAUGAACAGUGACGUAGCUAGAAGAAGGAAUACCUGGGAAGAAACUGAGAACCAAAUAGGCAAAUUAGAGACAAGGUGGAAAAAAUAUCCAGAGUAGCAAUUAGAAAAAAAUAAAUAAAAAGGGUAAUUUAAGGGAGCUUUGGGACAACAUAAUACUUCCAAGAGCUUUCUUAUGAGACUUUGGAAUUAUCCCAGAUAAAGACACUACAAAGAAAAUUAGUUGAUAUCCUUGAUGAAAAGAUGCUAAAACCCUCAACAAAAUAUUAGCAAAUCAGAUCCAGCAAUAUAUUAAAAAGACCAUACACCAUGAUCAAGUGAGACUUAUUCAAGGGAUGCAAUGCUGGUAUAGUAUUCACAAAUCCAUCAAUGUGCUAUCCUAUAUAAUAAAAGCCUAAUAUGCAAAUCAACUGAAUGGCAAAAUGACAUGUGGAAUGACCAGUCACUAUGAUGUGCACUGACCACCAGGGGACAGAUGCUCCACGCAGGAGCUGCCCACAGGCCCAGGCCAGCCAAGGUGGGGGUCUCCUAUCGCCCCACAGAUGGGUCCUGAUCACUGGCCAGGCCUAAGGACCCCCCCCCCCCCCCAUCUGUGCACUAAUUUCAUGCACUGGACCUCUAGUAUUACAUGAAUUGAUAGACGAGAAUCACAUGAUCAUAGAAUUAGAUGCAAAAAAGCAUUCCACAAAACCCAACACAUUUUUUAUAAAAAUUAUCAGCAAAGUGGGAAUAGAAGGAUCAUACCUCAACAUAAUAAAGGCCAUAUAUAACAAUCCUACAACGAACAUCAUACUCAGUGGGCAAAAAUUAAAAUUUCCCUUAAGAACAAAAACAAGACAGGGAUGUCUGCUUUCACCACUCUUUCUCAACAUAGAACUGGAAGUCUUAGCCAAAGCAGUCACACAGUAAGAAAUAAUUAAAAGCCAUCCAAAUUGGAAAGCAGGAAGUAAAACUCAUUAUUCACGGAUGUUAGGAUAUUGUUAAUAGAAAACCCUAAUGACUCCAACAAAAAACUCGAUUUAAUGGAUAAAUUUGGCAAUGUAGCAGGAUACAAAAUUAACACCCAGAAAUCCAUGGCAUUUCUUUAUACACCAAUAAUGAACUCUCAGAAAGAGAAACUUUAAAAAAGAAAAAAAAACCCUCUUACCAUUGCAACAAAAAAAAUUAAGGUACUUAAGAAUAAAUUUUACCAAGGAGGUAAAAGGCAUAUAUUUGGUAAACUACAGCUUUUGAAAAAAGAGAUAAGAAGAUAGAAACAAAUGUAAAAGUAUACUGUUCAUAGAUUGGUAGAAUUGAAAUGUCCAUACUAUCCUAAGCAAUCUAUAAAUUCAAUGCAAUCUCUGUAAAAAUAUCAACAGCAUAUUUCACAGAUCUAGAACAAGCACUCCAGAAAUUUAUACGGAACCCUGAAUAGCCACAGCAGUCUUGAGAAAGAACAAAUUUGGAGGUAUCAUAAUACCAGAUAUCAAGUUAUACUACAAAGCCACCAUAGUCAAAAGAGCCUUCUACUUACACAAGAAUAGGCAUAUAGAUAAUUGGAAAACAAAGAACUCAGAAAUUGACCAAGCCUUUACACUCAAAUAAUACUUGACAAAGGGAGCAAGAGUAUACACUGGAGUAACAACAGUCUCUUCAAUAAACAGUGCUGGUAAAAUUGGACAGGUACAUUCAAAAAAAUGAAACUAGACCACCAACUUACACUACACACAAGAAUAAACUCAAAAUGCAUAAAGAACUUAAAUGUAAGUCGUGAAAUCAUAAAAAUCCUAGAAGAAACCACUGGCAGCAAAACCUCUAACAUCUCUCAUAGCAAUACAUUUGCCAAUACAUCUCCUAGGGCAAGGGAAACAAGAAAAUAAACAAAUGGGACUACAUCAAAAUAAAAAGCUGUGCAGUAAAAGAAACCAUCAAAAAAAUGAAAAGGGAUCCCACUGUAUGGGAGAACAUAUUUGCUAUUGAUACAUCUGAUAAGGGGUUAAUUUCCAAAAUAUAUAAGGAACUCAUACAACUUAAAAAAGAAAACAGUCCAAUUAAAAACCGGGCCAAGGACCUAAGAAACUUCUCCAAAGUGGCCACACAGCUGGCCACCAAACAUGAAUCAAUGAACAGUGCCACUAAUGAGAGAUGCAAAUUAAAACUACAAAGAUGUAGCUUCUCACACCUGCCAGAAUGGCUACCAUCAAGUCAGUAACAAGAGCUGGUGAGGAUGUGGAGGAAAAUGAACCCCAGAACACUGCUGGUGGGAAUGAAGACUGGUGCAGCCACUAUUAAAAACUGUGCAGUUUCCUAAAGUUAAAAAUGGAGCUACCGUUUGACCCAGUGAUUCUAGGAGUAUACUACGAAUCCCAAAGCACCAGUCAAAAAGAAUAUGUGUGCCCUUAUGUUCAUAGCAGCGCAAUUGACAACAGCCCAGGUGCCCAUCAGUAGACCAGUUGAAAAAAAGCUGUGGUACAUUUACACAGUGCAAUACUAUACAGUUGUAAAAAUAAAUAAAUAAAAAACAACAUCUGUAUUACUGUUUGAGACAGCAUGGAGGAACCUGAAGAUGAUUAUGCUAAGUAGAAAAAGCCAGUCAGAGAAAGACAAGUACCAUAUGAUCUCACUUAUAUGUGGAAUUUAAUGAACAUAAUAAACUGAUGAAUAAAAUAAACCAGAGGCAUGUAAACAAGGAACAGACUAAUGAAUGUCAUAGGGAAAAUUGGAGGAGGGGGAGAUGAACACCCUGCUUCAUUUCAGUGAGCUUAGUAGUUAAUAUAAGAAUUGAACAAAUAUUAAUUUGUCCACUUAAUAUACUGAAAUGAAUUGAGAUAUAUAAUUAAAUUUUAUAUUAUCUACUGUAUUGGCUGAUUUAAGUUUAUAGACUGGAAGUUUAGAAAAAAAGUGGAAGAACCAGAUAAAUAUAUGGUAAGUUUAUAAAUAUUUAGGUAAUUUUUGGUCUCAAGUUCUUGAAGUACUUUUAAUCUCCUUCACUAAUUCAUACACUAUAAUUUAUAUCUUACCCUGGAAAUAGUAAAUUGUCUGCAAGUCACUAACCUCAAAUUAUUUUGUUGGUUUUAUCCCAUAAUUUUAAAAUUAGUACUAAAUGUACCUGUUUUGCCACCCUUUCCUAAGUUGAUAAAACUAAGUCAACAGUUUAUUUUAGGGAGCUAUAAAAGUAACAGGGAAGGAGAUUUCAAUAUUUGCUUCAUCAAUGAGGUGGUGACUCCCAACUGUUUUAGCAGAAAUUUGCCUAGAAUGGGGAUAUAAUGGUUUCAGUCAGCAGAGAAACUUGGGAAGUUCUGUGUUAGGAUCUGGCUGGCAGAAUUUACUUUCUGAACAAGUUUUAUAUAUAGAUAUUUGUAAUAAAUUUGGAUCAUAGUCAGAAAACUCAGAUCAUAAUUGGCUUAUUUUUCUAUUUCCUUAACUAUUGUAAUUUCCACUUUUAUAUAAUUUUGAUUUAAAAGGUAAAUUUAUUUUUUUAAUAGUAAAAAAUUUUUGCUGUUGUAGUCUGCAUCCUUUAAAAUGAUUGUGUUCCUUUUAGGAUUGAUCAGAAGAAACACUCCAAAAAUUGACAUGAAACAUUGCAGCAAGAUUAAAGUAAUGCAGUUAACUUUAUUUUGUUUUCAAAUGAAAAUUUGCUUCUUUGGCAAUAUUCAUCAAUGAAGCAGAAUUUUUUUCCUCUUUGUCUGAAUAUGGGAAUUUCAUUCUUGUUACAUGAAUCACGGGUAUUGGAGCUGUGUAACUGAAUUGUAGCUAGCAUGUGGUUCAGAAUAUACAAUGUUAGGUUUUUAAAAAUACCUGAAUUUUUUAUUUAUAAUUUCAAACUUUCACAGCAGUGUACAGAGAAUUUCAUAAAUUUGUUUUCAGUGAACUCUUUUUGCUAUAGGUUAUUAGACAUAGUGUUUACUCUUAUAAAUGAAAGUUUCUGAUCAUCUAAAACAUUGACACUUCAAUUUUCAGUGUUUCGUUCUGAAUAUAUUAACGUUCCUCUGAAUGGUAUUGAUAAAUGGUUCAGAAGAGUAACUCAGUAAAGUAAAAGUAAUAUUUAUUCAUGAUAAGCAAUUAAAUUAUUUGCCUAACUUAAGAAAACUACUGUGCAUAACUCAAUUUGACACAAGGCGAUAGAAGAGUCCAAGUUUACCUGUGGAAUAUAUUGGUUUAUUCUCAGUGUUUGAAGAUAUAUUUGAAGAUAAUUGAUUUGGGAAGAUGCCAUAUAAUUUUCCUUUUUUUUUUUUUUUAACCUGCAUGCAGUAAAUGUGUUUUAUGUUUAAAUAAAGAGGAAAAUUUUUUUGAAAUGUAA
This is a messenger RNA of Myotis daubentonii (Daubenton's bat), 9063 nucleotides long. RefSeq names its product kinesin family member 5B (gene KIF5B). Gene Ontology annotation, molecular function: microtubule motor activity; ATP binding; microtubule binding. Gene Ontology annotation, biological process: microtubule-based movement. The record is from RefSeq and is a predicted model, not a curated record. Lineage: Eukaryota; Metazoa; Chordata; Mammalia; Chiroptera; Vespertilionidae.